ACCUCCGACCACUCCCGCACUCCCGCCCGAGUACGACAGGACGACAGGCAACUGGCAAGGGUCUUCUGCAAGUUCAAGUGACGACAGUUUGUGGUCAUUUCAUUUGACAUCUAAAACUUUACGGUCCACCGAGGAAACCCAUACAGCCUGCUGCGGUCAUCAGACACGCUCCCAGGUUGGAGGCCGCCACGCCUGGCGUUUCGAGGUGGCACUUUGCCACCUCGAACUGGUGGUUGAAGGAGGUAGACCCACCGUCACUGGGCAUCUGCGCCAGGGCGAGCCACCGUCCCGAGUCACUUCUGGCCUCGGCUUGCUUCGGCAGCAUCCUCGUUCGGCAAGGGGCCAUGUCUGGCCUACCCGUGCCAGGCGCAGUGGGCAACAGAAAGAUCCACAAGGCCGUUCGGAUGGCUAGGAGGGACGCCAUGUCCCCAGCCCUGAAAAAGGUCGAGAAACCGGUCACUGCAGAGGGCGAAGGGCCGCUGAGGGACGACCUCAGCUUCCUCACGAGGGGAAUGCACACGGAUGUGGAGUUCCUGGUAGAGCACGGUUUCGACGACUCCCCUCGAAGCGUCCGGGCCCACAAAAUGGUCCUCGCCAUGCGAAACGAGGUCUUCGAAUCCAUGUUCUAUGGAAAUCUGCCAGAGGGGGAUCAGGUUCGCAUCACCGACUUGGACCCAGACGGAUUUUCUACGUUCCUCAGGUACCUCUACAGCCAGCAAAUAACCUUCGUCGACAUAAAGCAGGCGCUGCACACACGAACGGCCGCCCAGAAGUACAUUGAGCCGAAGCUCGUGGAAGCCUGCGACAUGUUCAUCCAAAAGGCAAUGCAGCCAGCCAACGUGUGCGAUGUCUUAGACUAUGCGAUGACGCACGGAAGCAUCAUGAAGUUCGACAGCGUCAUCGACAGGCUCUUGGAAGAGAACGCCGAUCAGGUGUUGGAGUCGAGCGCGUUCGUCUCCGCAUCGAGGGACGUCGUCAUCAGGAUACUGAAGCACCCCCGGCUCUGCCUUAACGAGUAUGACGUGAUCGAGAGCGUCUACACAUGGGCGAUCGCUAACUGUGCCCAAGAAACCGACGAGUCUUAUGCCGCCGUGCUGCGAGAAAUCAUGAGGCCGUUCCUGCCAGAGCUGAGAUUCCUGACACUGACUUCUGUGGAGUUUGUCGAAGGUCCGUUGUCCUGGCACAUCCUGACGGAGGGCGAAGCUUUGGCGGUUCUCAGCAACAUCGUUAAACCCGGCUCGAAGAAGUUGCCGGAAAAUAUUUGCGCAAGCGUGGUAGAACGAACAGCGUCGGCAAAGACGUGUGUUACGGCCACCAUGAAAUGAGAGAUUUGAGAGAGCUGUACUUACUUGGCCUACAGCCAAAGUUACAAGUGCGUUCCAGCUCACGUCCGAGCGCAGCCAAAGCUGCGUGCGGCCAGGGCCAAUCAUAAGCCGCGCGACCUCGCCUGCACUUCCCGUAUCAUUCUGCGCAACACCCGGUCCACCCGCACCGAGAAAUUGAACGAAAAUGUUUUGUCUGGUCAAAAGUGCUCUUUCGUGGCACGAAAUGAACCAUUUCGGUAUAUUCUUGAUAUGUAUCACCACCUCUGAAGGGCGGCUGGUGAUCGAUUGAUGCUCUCUUAUGUUAGGAUUUGUGUGGACUCAUUCUUACCAGGGCUUCUCGUUGUCUACUGUGUGCUACAAAUGGGGAGUGCCCUUGUUUUACUUUGUGUUCGGCAAAUCUACUGGCCAUGACGCCUUUCUCUUUUACAUUGUAAUUGUGGAAGGGUGUAACAUACUGGAGUGUUCUUCACCUCCCGACGUUAGGUAAGAAAUUUCACUCGUGGGGGCGAACAAUUUUCUCUUUGGCAAUGAGUCAAGAAUGUCGGCGUUAUUUGUCAAAUUCUAGUGCUCUAUAUCAUGCACCUUGUGUAAACUUUGUCAGUUCUCAGUCAUACUGUCCUUGUGUGGAAAAUUUGCGUUUUGUUCAGGCGACGUGGGUUCCCAUUUAACCCAGCGUGGCAUUUUGAAGGAAGAUAUGUGUUUCUCUUCCUUUAAUGUGGAUAUAUGCUAAUCAAGCUUGCCUCUCCUGUUUUGUUGCUACAUUCGCUUAAAUGACAGCACAUUUGUCAAUAUCUGGGCAUUUGUCUAUGGCUCGUUAAAUUGCCUACAAUUCUGUGAGAAAAAUUUACAUGUGCUGUGUUUAGCGAGUAUUGUCAGCUUUGUCCAAAGGAGUAAUUGGUACCUUUCUAUGCUGGGACUGAAGAACCUCACAAUAUAUGUUCCACAAUAAAAAACAAGUUGGGGAUUUAAAAGCCUCGACAAAUGCAAAUACCUUCCAAACUGAUCAAAUUCUUGGUUUGACAAAAUUAAAUGGGUUGUAAGUGCUUCA
Molecule: messenger RNA, 2373 nt
Organism: Ixodes scapularis (black-legged tick)
Lineage: Eukaryota; Metazoa; Arthropoda; Arachnida; Ixodida; Ixodidae
Product: BTB/POZ domain-containing protein 6-B
Exons: 4
Coding region: 345-1325 (326 amino acids)
Biological process (GO): neurogenesis
Cellular component (GO): cytosol
Molecular function (GO): protein binding
Source: RefSeq, a predicted model, not a curated record